CACGUCCGCCCGUGAGCGCGCACCGCUGGGAGCGCGCAGGACCCGUCCCUUCAGCAGCAGUAACAGCAUCAUCCUGUCGCGGAGGAGCCGGGAUCGUGGAGCGUUGAGGAGCGGAGCGUACCCCGACAGAGACGGACGAUGGACGGAGUGGGUUCGUUCGGAGCGGGCCGGGCCGGGUCCACCAUCGACCCCAUCACAUUCGCCAAACAGCCACAGACCAUCCUGAGAGUGCUGUCGUGGAUAUUCUCCCUGGUGGUCUUUGCCUCCAUCGUAAACGAAGGCUAUUAUAACAUGGGCAGCGAGCGCCUCCACUGUGUUUUCAACAAGAAUGCUGAUGCCUGUAACUACGGAGUGUUUGUGGGGCUGGUGGGCCUGCUGGCCUGCUCCUUCUUCUUCAUGCUCGACUACAAGUUCUCCUCCAUCAGCUCUAUUAAAGACAGGAAGAAGGCGGUGAUGCUGGAGAUCGGCUUCUCAGGUUUCUGGACCUUUCUAUACUUUGUAAGUUUCUGUUUCCUGGCCAAUCAAUGGUCUCGGACCAAGAAAGAGGAUCUACCACUCAACCAAGGGGCAGACGCAGCUCGGGCAGCAAUCGCUUUCUCUUUCUUUUCCAUAAUCACUUGGGCUGGUCUAACAGCGCGUGCGGUCCAGAAGUAUCUGCUCGGUACAGACAUGAGCCUGUUCACUACCGAACACAUGGAUGGGGGUGCACCAACUCAGCCAUACCCCUCCAACUCUCCAGGAGGAGGCACCACUGAAACCACAGAGGCCUACCAGAGCCCGCCCUUUACUGAAAACAAUGCAGCACCCACAUACCAGGUUCCCAUUUACUAGAAAAGAAACAACAACAAAGACCUAAGGGUAAAACAUGGAGAUAAGAAGAAAAAUAUGAAUGAGGGGUAACCUGUGUUUUCUGAUGCAUUUCUGUGUAAAUUAACCUGUGCUUAGUAGAAACAAACAAAAAAGGCCUCUUCUUCUUUUUGUCCUCCUCAUUUUCCCUGUCCUUUCAGAACAUUCCAGAUAAAUCUGCACUUUUCUAAACCUUUCAGCAGUAAAUCUUUACUUUAGAGCAGAUAAACAAAAAACAGAUGAGGGAGAGCAGAAGAGGCCACUUUGAAGCAUUCAAACACUGUAUUGUUAGAAAAUGAGGAUCAACAGUGAAUUCUGUCUCAAAAGAAGGCUGUGUUCUUUAACUGAAAGCAAUGCGGUAGGUCCUUUCCCUAACAGGAGGCACGCCUCAUAUCUUAAUGAGAUUUAUUUAUAAGCCAAAAUCUUCCUUUCCUGCCACACACUUCUGGGAAUUUUCAGUUUUUUAGCUCCGACAGUAGUUUCAUGCUGCAGUUUAGGGGGAUCCUCUGCAUGUCUUCACUACCACUGGCUGCACUGUGUAGACCGAGGCAUUACUCACCAUGGGCGACCACUGCAUGUGAUUACUCUACGUCACCGCAAUUGCCAUAUUUUUCUUCACAUUUUAUGUUUUGACGUGCAAUAUUGCCACCUACCGGAAGCGGGAGUGUAUCCUGAGAUGAUUGAAUUAAGCUUCGCCAUUUUCAAAUUCAGAAAAAGAUUAGUUAUUUUAAUUUUAGGAUAUGUACACUCCUACUGGAAGAGUUUUUUUUUCAAACAGCCUUUUUUAUUCAUAGCUACAGGAACAAGAAAGGCAAACUAAACAAAACUGUGAUGUGUUGGACACAAACGAAACGGCUCUUAUCUCACAUAAAUAUAUCUCAUGUCACUAGACAAGAGAAUGCAAUUCGCAUGUUUUUUCCGCCUCUGUAUUCCCUGCUUCUGCUCAGUGGACAAACACACCACCCUCCUCUGCCUCAGCACGUUCGCAGACGCAGCAAGUGAAUGAGCAGGAUGUUGUUCAUGUUCAGUCGUGUUGAUUGAAAAGUAUAGACGCCGUUCAAAAGUUCAUUAUAGUUCUUCCAGACAGUCGCUGGCAAAUUCAAACAACAUUAGUAUUAACUUAACGCGCGAUUGUUGAUUCGACUGGUGUGAUUACCGAUCACUUGGCUCUUUAAAGUGAACAAGAGCCGGCUUCUUCCUGGAAACUGUUUUUUUAAACUGUCCUUCAGUCUUUCUUAUUUCUUUUUCUCUUCAAGCCGCUCAUUGGUCAAUACGUGUUUGUGUUGAGCAGCGAACCAGUAGCCAGUAACCAGUAGCGAAAGCUCGUUACACGCACAGCAGCGCAGCACGUGAAUGGAGUAGAGCGCCAGGUGCAACAAGAAGGCUAGAAGAAACAACGUUAAAAAAAAAACAUACAGAAAUCAGUGACACUAGAAAAAGAAGCAAAAUUCGGGGUCACUUUAAUUGAUAAUGCAAAAUAAGAAGAGUUUGCAAAAACAGUUCCAUCUAGAACUAGCUCCACAACCUACCUGCACCUGAAAA
Molecule: messenger RNA, 2388 nt
Organism: Oryzias latipes (Japanese medaka)
Lineage: Eukaryota; Metazoa; Chordata; Actinopteri; Beloniformes; Adrianichthyidae
Gene: syngr3a
Product: synaptogyrin 3a
Cellular component (GO): synaptic vesicle membrane; neuromuscular junction
Source: RefSeq, a predicted model, not a curated record